This is a messenger RNA of Xiphophorus maculatus (southern platyfish), 3414 nucleotides long. RefSeq names its product low density lipoprotein receptor class A domain containing 4 (gene ldlrad4b). Lineage: Eukaryota; Metazoa; Chordata; Actinopteri; Cyprinodontiformes; Poeciliidae. The record is from RefSeq and is a predicted model, not a curated record. Gene Ontology annotation, cellular component: Golgi membrane; early endosome membrane. The transcript is spliced from 8 exons. Bases 933 to 1913 code for a protein of 326 amino acids. Gene Ontology annotation, molecular function: R-SMAD binding. Gene Ontology annotation, biological process: negative regulation of transforming growth factor beta receptor signaling pathway.
CGGCUGUCGGCAGCGCGUGCUGUACAGUAGGACAGCUGAGCUUUAUUUUGCCUCCCAGCCGUGACACCACUGUAGUGCAGUUGGACCUGACGUCUAACAUCCACAGCAUCACACACUCCAACCAGCCGGUCACGGCGGCUUUGCACGUGAGUGGCGGCACGAGCAGUCAUGACUCAUCACUGUGCUGAGUCAUGAAAACUCUGAACCUGCUUCCGCUGACAUUGGCCAAGAAAUGGAACAAACCAUGGAAGUGCUGGCAGCACCAAUAUUUAAACAUUCCUGGUUCACCACAACGGAGCCUGCCAGGAAUUGCUAAGGCUGGUUAGCAUGGCCACUGAUGACAACAGAUAAAGAGUUUUCCUGGAGCGCUGUGGAGCCAACCUGAGAGUGGCGGAGGAGUUGCUGAUGCAUUUCGGAUGGGACGUAUGUGAGAGGAGGAAAAUAAAACCAGGAAGCAAAAGAUCAAAACGAAUCAGAGGGGACGGCAAUAAGAGCUGCUUAUGAAAGACAACUCUGAGCAGCGCCCAUGCCGCAUCCUUCAUCCUCUCACCGUGCCACAAAAUCCCCAUCAAUCUCUGUCACAAUCCGUCCUCUUUUCCUGUGAGCCAUCCCUUUAUUCUCCCCUCCUUCAGAACAUAGCUGAACCCCCUUCUACAGACCAGUGAUCCCUGCAGCAGCAAAAAAAAUAAAAAAAAGAACAAGGGGUGACGAGACAAGCUGUCACUAAGCACAGGAGGGACCCUGACAGCUGCCUCUCACUUGAGCACAUGGGCUGUUAAUGAACAGAGAUGGCGGUGAGACUGGCCGGUGCCACCCUGUCCUCUCGACCACCUUCCCCCCCUCCGACGGCCUCUGCCCGGACAGGUUAAGGUCGGUCCAUCGGCAUCCAUCGCAGCAUCCGCAGCAGCUGGCUGAGCGUGGGAAGGAGCAGUAUGCAGGAAACUGACCUACCAGCUACAAAUGCCUUCAAAGAGUGCAAGUUCCACUGCACCAACGGGAAUUGCUUGCGUCUGGGCUCGCUGAUCUGCAACCAGCUGAAUAACUGUGGGGACAACAGCGACGAGGAGAACUGUCCCGUGGUGACCCAGCACCCUCCACCUGGAAUCUUCAACUCUGAACUGGAGUUUGUUCAGAUUGUCAUCAUCAUUGUGGUGAUGACAGUGAUGGUGGUGGUGAUCAUCUGCCUGCUCAACCACUACAAGCUCUCCACCUGGUCCUUCAUAACACGGCAGAGCCAGGCCCGCAGGCACGACCACGCCCUGCAGCAGGAUGGCUGUCUGUGGCCUUCAGACAGCGGAUCCCGACAAGGUGCCUCAGAGGUAUUAUACGCUCCCCAGGCCAGGGAUCGCUUCACUGCUCCCUCCUUCAUGCAGCGCGACCGCUUCAGCCGCUUCCAGCCCACCUACCCCUACAUGCAGCACCAGAUCGACCUGCCGCCCACCAUAUCGUUGUCAGACGGCGAGGAGCCCCCACCGUACCAGGGGCCCUGCACGCUGCAGCUCCGCGACCCUGAGCAGCAGAUGGAGCUGAACCGGGAGUCGGUGAGGGCGCCGCCCAACCGGACCAUCUACGACAGUGACUUGAUCGACAUAGGGAACGGCGGCGGCCUAGUGGGGGCCGGGGGGGGCCUGGGAGGAGGGGGCCCAAGGCCGCCCAGCAGUAACUCUGGCAUCAGCGUGGCCAACUCCUGCAGCCACGGGCGCAUGGAGGGGCCCCCGCCAGCAUACAGUGAGGUGAUGGGCCAUUUCCCAGGCUCCACGUUCUUUUUACACCAGCACAGCAAUAACCAGAGAAUAGGGAGACCAGGGGAUCCGGGGGGACUGGGGAGCAGGACGAUCCAGCAGCAGGGCCAAUCAGAAAGCACAAUAGUACCUGCCAAGGCCAAGGAUGGCCAACCAGAGGACCUGGUGUGAGGAAUGGGGGAGUGGGGCAGGCGGGGGCCAAGCACCCCGGACUCAGCACCGUCUCCUAUGUUUACGGCUGACAUGGAAGCAUCAGCCUCUGUAUCGCUCUGUCGCUCUCAUGUCCUCUCUCCACACUCCCAUGCACAAACAAAUCUCGAUCCGAGCUACAGCAAAACAAGGAAGGAGAAACCCAGAGUUGAUUUAAUUUCACUUUCUAUCCAGCCGGCACUGCUGGGGAAUUUUGAUUUCCUUCUUCUCUUGGAGAGAGAGAGAAAAACUCUAGCUAGCACAGCCUUUGGGUUUUUUUCAUUCAGUGAAAGCUCUACGAUGGGGACGGGGGAGAAAGUUCCUAUUUUCUUUUGUCUUUUUGAUUUGCUUUUCGGACCGGGAUCUGUGCACAACGCGAGAACUGAGAACCCAGGACAUACAGAGAACACAACAAAAAACAAAACAAAAGACUCACAAACCCAAAUCUUAGUGCCAAGGUUCACGAGGAAGCAAAGCAAAGAGGGCAAAUAACAUCUUCUAACAUUCACAACACAACAAAAAGAAAAGUUCCCUAAAAGUUGCACUAUCUCUUUUGUCGUAACAGAGGAGGGACAUGAUGUCAUGUGAUGCUGAUGUUUGUGUUUUGAUUUUAUUUUUGUUGCAGGGUUACUCUUUGCUUUUUGUUGUUGUUGUUUUUUUUUUUUUUUUUUUUUUUUAAAUCAAGGGUUUCUUUUCAUGGAUGGACUGAACGACUGACUGAAAUCUCGCUCCAAAGUUGUCAUAAAAAAAAAAAAGAGGAAAAAAUUGAACAAAAACUAACAAGUAUAAGCUUAUCUCCAUCCUUUUCCGAAAAGCGCAACAAAUCCUUGAAUCCAGCCUAAAACAUCUGUUCACACAACAGGCACACUGAAACUUAGUAAGAGAAUAACCGUGUACUGCUUUACGUCUGCUUCCUAAUCGGGGAGAGAAAUCUGUCUUGUGACCAAGCAGUGAUGCUUCUUAAAAUCUUGACUAAAAAGGUUUUAAUCAGUUCAAAUCUUGAACUGACCAUCGAUAUAAACCAAGCUUAAAGGGGCAGUAUUAUGUAUAAUCGACUCUUAUGAGCUUUGCGUCAUGCUGUAACGUUAUUCCCUCAUCAAAAACAUACCUGGAGUUUUGCCUUGAUUCUUUCAUGAGUGUUUAAGAAAUUCUUUAAUCUCCAUGGCAACCAUUAAGCUAGGCAAAUUUCCAGGGCGGACCUAGCUCUGCCUUUGAGGACCAAGCUCUUCCCAGUUUCAGAGGUUCCGCCUCACAGAGCAGCCGACUCCCCAACUCGGCUCCUUCAGACUAGCCAGCAGCAUCUGGUGGAACUGCAUAUCUUCUGAGCUCAUUAUUGGUAAAAGCUUUGUUAAAGGAUUAAUAAAUGAGCCAUGUUGUGAUGACUUCCUGAAGGUGGAAGUCAUCACCUUUCACCAGGACAGGAGUUUUUAAAGAGACAAAGGCCCAAUUUCAAGGUGUUAAGUUAAAAAAGUCAAAUUUCUUU